AUAACACCCAUACACACCCUCUAAGUCACAAGCUAUCAACCUAUAAAUUGAAUUUGGGGAUAAGAAGAAUUAGACUGCGAUGAUGAUAAGAAUGUGCUCUUCUACUUCUACUUCUACUGAUCACCUUCGUUCUCAACUUGAUCAACUUCACUCUGAAGUUCACAUAACUCGUACUAAAGCUAAUAAUGCAAGAUUAAGGCUCCUAAGGUUGUCAGAAGCAGCAGAAAAUUUAUGCCGACAAGCAGCUGUAAGUGUUCGAAAGGAUAAAGAAGAUGAGGCUAGGGAGCUUCUUUUGCAGAAGAAGAAGGUUAUGCUGGCUUUAGAGAAAUCAAAAGGUCGCGUAGAAUUGCUUGAUGAGCUUGCAGCUAAGCUAACUGAGGCAAUAUCAAUCAAGGAAGCACAAUUAGUCAGAAAUGUUGCAUUAGAUCUAGAAAUUGAUGGAGAUAAUGCUGAAGGUCCAGUACGGAUAGUCUCUCCAACACGAGAUGACGAGAAGACUUUAGAUGAUGACUAUAAUAUCACGUAUCAAUCAAGUGAUGGAGAUGACAAAAAACUCGGGCCUGCUACUAACAAAGAAGGAAAUGUGCUGUCUUUCAAAGAGGAAGUACAUGCAGUUUCAGAAAACAUCAGCAAUGGGAAUGAAGGAACCAUGUUCAAUAACUUCAAAGGGCUAUCAACUUAUAUUGAUUUCUUGGAUGAACUUGACCAACAACUAUACAUAAUUGAAAAGGAUUUGAUGACUGUUUUUGAGCGUCCAGCAGCAAUUUUAGAAAAUGAGGAGAAACUCAAUAGCUCAAAAGUGAAACAGUUGGAAAUUCUUGAAAACAUCCGUGGUGCUAGAAUGAGAAUACGCGAUUAUGUCCAGGAAGUUUCAAGGAGUAAAUAGAUACAUGUCUCGCUUUCUAGUGGAAAAAUAACCCUCACUGAAGAUGGGGAACUUGUGAAAGAUCAUUUCCAUUCCUCUGCAGCGACUCAGUACAAUUCAAGAAGCCAAAUACGGAGCAGAAUUGUAGAUUCAUGGUCAAUCCAUAGUGCACAUAUAACAGAAGAGAUCAUUGAUGCUCACGUCCGUUGAGUUGAAACAGCAGGAUACUCAUUUAUUCUGCUGCCAAGCAGGUUGCAUUUUGGGGGCGUACUGGGCGAGAAUGAAGUGUUUUGUUCUCGAAUAAUGCUUCAAUAUGGAAGGUUUUCGCCUAGCCAUAUGACAGUCUGUUGAUUUUUCUGUACAUCAGAGGAACUGCUCUAUUAUGUGGUUGAAGAUUAUGGUUUCACUUUUGACACCUUAUUAUCAUUCAUGAUUCAUGAACCUCAUCCUGUUAGUAUGAACUAAUAGUUAAAGAGUUUUCCCCCCCUAGUUUUUGAUUUAACAUUUGAAGACACUAGACACCCUUUUUGGUUAAUUUGAAUUUAAUUCUUUUUGUUAUUAUUUUCUAAACACUUGUUAAGUUUAAUGAUCAUGUAUAUUCAACACAUUUUUCUUUGUUC
Molecule: messenger RNA, 1485 nt
Organism: Amaranthus tricolor (Joseph's coat)
Lineage: Eukaryota; Viridiplantae; Streptophyta; Magnoliopsida; Caryophyllales; Amaranthaceae
Exons: 5
Coding region: 80-886 (268 amino acids)
Source: RefSeq, a predicted model, not a curated record